AUGUCAUAUUUCGAUUCAACUGUGAAUUAUCACACUGUUGAUAACUCAAGGAAUGUCCAGAGCAUGUCCCAGUUCUCUCAGCCAACCCAAUUAAUCCCAAACCAGAAGAUCAUGAGCAUGAGGAGUAACGCAACAGGAGGAAUAAACAAGAAAAAGAGAGAGAACUAUGUCUCAACUAAAAGAGACGUUCCUGGGUUUGUGCAAAGAAAAAUUCAAAUGGCUCAUGGGUAUGGCCCUUCUUUAGGUCAGUCUCAAAGUCAGCCCAGAGUUGGUUUAGAUCAAGAAUAUGACUGGAACUUGCCCUUAGAACAGCCUACAAAGCCAUUACCAAAUCGAAUAAUCACUCCUAAAGCUAAGUUGAGAACUAGAGCUGGGAAUAUGUUGUACAAAAGUGUUAAAGAAGGGAAUAAAGAAAUAGAGGAUAGAGACAACAUGCCUAAAUAUUACAAUCAUAAUUACCCAGUACAAUCUCUCACUUCGUAUGGAGUAAAAAAGAGCAAAGGCACAUAUCUGCCUCAGGAUGCUUAUGUAGAAUACAAAUAGACGCCAGAACGCAGACAGGCUCCAGCUCCCAAAAUUAUCAAAUCCUAUAGAUAUUAAUGAAGGUUCAGAGCAGAGAUUGAGGCCAGCUUAUGGCAAGGUUGAAGGGUAUGGCUUGAAGGAGAUUGAGAAUUACGGAGAGUUUUCAGGCCCUAAUAGCUACUACCAAUCUGUUAUUCCUACAGCUAAGGGCCCCAUUGUCACUGAUGGGAUUCAAAAUCACAACUCUAGAAUCAUUAAAACUAAAAGAAUUGAUGAAAAUACAGAUUUUCCUGCAUUAACUAAGAUUGGGAGAGAAAAGCUUCCAAGAGAUCUACAACAAUUUGAUGAACCUGAUGAUAGAAGACUGUACGAACUCCCACCGGGAAAAUGGCCAAAACCUCUUACAGAUAUCAGAGUAAUGAAGAAAGUUCAUGAUGACUCUUAUCGUCCUCCUUCACCUUUAAAGGAGCUGACUCCGUUUCCUGAUGAAGAAGAAUUUCAUUCAAAAAUUGUACAUUAUGUGGGGGAUCCUUAUAAAAAUACUUCUCAGACUAAUUAUCUGACUGGUGCAAAAGUGUACAAUAUGAUUAACAAUGCCAAGUAUGAUAAACCUCCUGGGCGUUAUGCACCUGAACAGUACGAAGAGAGGAUAGUUAACAGAAAAAGAGAUCUCAGAGAUGUUUACUACGUCCAUUCUCGAAGAUACAUCAAAGGAACAGAUGGGAUGGACCAGGCUACUGCGACUCCUUUCACACAAAGGUCCAAAAUUCCUUCGACUCGGAGGUCAAUUCCUGCUACCGUUCGGAAAACUUUCGGAUCAAGUAGUAAUUUUUAA
Molecule: messenger RNA, 1357 nt
Organism: Moneuplotes crassus
Lineage: Eukaryota; Ciliophora; Spirotrichea; Euplotida; Euplotidae
Source: the annotation of a GenBank genome assembly